GAGAUCCAUUGGUAGUGGCUGGAAUUUGACAGGAGUAGCCAUGGCUUUGGACAAGAAACUGUGUUGUUUUGGUGUUGCGUUUAUGUUGCUUUGGCUGGGCACUAUUUGCAGUGCCCAGUAUCUGAAAACCAAAGGACAACAACAGCAAUGGACACUGCCACAAGGGACAACCCUAGGAGCAUCAACACAAUGGUCUGGGUUCCAAGGGGCAAGCCUAGGAGCAUCAACACAAUGGUCUGGGUUCCAAAAAACAAGUUAUCCACCACAAAAGACACCACAGGCGAUAGCUCAGAUGCCUCAGUGGCCACCACAAAAGACACCACAGGUGGGAGCUCAGAUGCCUCAGUGGCCACCACAAAAGACACCACAGGUGAUAGCUCAGAUGCCUCAGUGGCCACCAAAAAAGACACAGCAGGUGGUAGCUCAGGUGCCUCAGAGGACACCAAAAAAGACACAGCAGGUGGUAGCUCAGGUGCCUCAGAGGACACCAGUUGAACAGGUUCCAUACACGCCACCUCAAAAAACCAAAACCCAGGACCCUAUAGAUCCAGUCCAGACGUGCAGUGUAGACGAUUUUGCCAGAGUAUCAUGUGGUGGAGUCGAUACCACUGCUGCAGAGUGUCAGGCUAUGGAAUGCUGCUUUGAUGGUGUUCAAUGCUUCUAUGGGAGAACCGUGACUCUGCACUGCACCAGGGAUGCCCAGGUGAUCCUUGUGAUCUCCACAGACGUCACCCUGCCUCGCCUGAGUCUGGAAACCGUCAAACUCCUGGGUGGAGCUGAUGAUCCUAUGUGCUCCCCUGUGGAAUCCAACUCUGCCUUUGCCGUUUACCAGUUCCCUGCAACUGCCUGUGGUACCACCAUGAGGGAAGAGGACGGGUAUGUGAUCUACGAGAACCAAAUGGCCUCCUCUUAUGAAGUCGGCACCGGACCCCUGGGCUCCAUCACAAGAGACAGUCAAUAUGAGCUUGCUUUCCAGUGUCGUUACCGUGGUGAAACAGUGCUGGCAUUGGUGUCAGCUGGUGGUGGCAUUGAAGUCUUGGUCGUCCCUCCACCUAAUCCAGUGGCUGCGGCAGGACUUUUUAGAGUGGAGCUCAGAUUGGGGAAUGGCCAAUGUACCACAAAAGGAUGUGCGGAAGAGAAUGUGGCAUACACAUCAUACUACGGCCCAGGUGACUACCCAGUCACUAAAGUCCUGCGAGACCCAGUCUAUGCUGAAGUGCGCUUUCUGGACAGGACAGAUCCAAAUAUCUUUCUGACCCUGGGUCGUUGCUGGAUGACUACCACUACCAAUCCCUACAGCCUGCCUCAGUGGGACGUUCUGGUUGAUGGGUGCCCCUACAUGGAUGAUCUUUACCGGACCACCUUGCUUUCAAUCUCUCCAGAUGUUCAGUUCCCCACCCACUACAGGCGUUUCAUGCUAAAAAUGUUCACGUUUGUGGAUCCACAAUCCCUUGCCGCCAUGCAAGAAACGGUGUUCCUUCACUGUAAAACAUUUGUGUGCAAGCCCUCAGCGGGAGACUCUUGUGAGCCAAAUUGCAGUAUGAGCACGCCGCAGCAGGGGAAGCGAUUCAAGAGGGAUGUUUCUGCAGCACAGCAGGAGGAGACCGUUGUUGUUUCGAGCGGAGCAGUGAUCAUUAGAGGCUAAAUUUCAGCUCCCCUUCCCCAAAGAAAACAUUCAACCACCUAUACUCAAAGUUUUUCUUCUUGGAGGAUAUGCAUUCAUCGGAGAAUUGGGGACUGCAGAUUCAUGAGUUACACCAAUUGAAAAAUAAAUAAAAGUUUCACUCUAUGCAAAAAA
This is a messenger RNA of Clupea harengus (Atlantic herring), 1798 nucleotides long. RefSeq names its product zona pellucida sperm-binding protein 4-like. Gene Ontology annotation, biological process: binding of sperm to zona pellucida; prevention of polyspermy. Gene Ontology annotation, molecular function: structural constituent of egg coat; acrosin binding. Gene Ontology annotation, cellular component: egg coat. The record is from RefSeq and is a predicted model, not a curated record. Lineage: Eukaryota; Metazoa; Chordata; Actinopteri; Clupeiformes; Clupeidae.